Messenger RNA from Physeter macrocephalus (sperm whale), 2050 nucleotides. RefSeq lists its product as uncharacterized. The record is from RefSeq and is a predicted model, not a curated record. Bases 467 to 1381 code for a protein of 304 amino acids. Lineage: Eukaryota; Metazoa; Chordata; Mammalia; Artiodactyla; Physeteridae. The transcript has 2 exons.
GCGGGUGCGGGGCUGCCGUCCGAGCUGCCCCCAAGCCCUGAUGCUGCUUCGGGCACCAGGCGGUCUCGUCUCCUCUCCUCUCAGAUCGUUCUAUCUUUAUGACCUGCUAUCUCUAGCCUAGACAGAGGGAGGCCCAUCUAUCAUAAACCCACCCGGAGCUGCCAUCUCCCGCCACCGCCACCGAGAGAAGGAGGGCAGAGCUGUUCCCCGGAGGCCGGCCCUCGCCGCACGGGGGAGUGCAGAGGGCCGGCUCCCCAGACCGAAGCGUCACGGCCCAGGCGCUGCCACCCCGUCCCUCCCACCCCAGGCCCAGCGCCCGUCCUGGGGCCGGCCCACCCCCCCCCGGCCUCCUGUGACCUCUCAUUCCGCCUGGCUGCCAUGCUCGCUGCCCCAGGGACCCCCGCCACAGGCUCCCCCAUCUCUCCCCUCCCAGGCCCUUUCAGGCCGAGGUCUCCCGCAACCCUGGAUGGACCGAACAUCUCUCCCUGCCGACACCUGGACAGACAGCGCUCCUCCCCGAUCUCCAGGUCCCCUGGGCCCUGCAGUGUCACCCCGACACCCACCUCCAGCCGCACCUGAGGCCCCACUCACCUCCCUGCCCACCUCAGUGCUCUGUCCCUCCUGCCUCGGCGCACGGGGCCCCCAGCCCAGCCCACAUAGUCCAGGCUGCGACAUACCCUCUGGUCACUGCCAGGGAGCCCUGCUCAGGCCUGGGGACUCCCAGCCCCAUUCCAGUGCACCGAGUCCCUCCGGUCUCUUCCCUGCCCGGUCCCUAGCACUGCCCCCCGCUCGUCUCAGGACCUCCCCUGACUCACGGAAACCAGAGGGAGCCUCCGGAAAGUCAAGGUGGGCUGCAACACCCUCCCCCCACUGCAUCUCCAGUAUAGACGGACAUCUGCAGGGUCGGGUCAGCCCCCUCAGCAGGACCACCUCGUGCUGUCCCCCACCCCUUCCUCUUCUUUCCCCCAUCCUCAGCAGAGUCUCAGCCACGGGGCCUUUGCACGGCCGUUUCCUCCUCCGGGAACGUGUCCUCACCCCUCGGGACAUCACUUGUUCUCUCACUCUUCCCAGCACUCGGCACAGUUGGGGUUUUAGUCGCCCGUCUGAUAGACUCUGUCUCUCCUGCCAGACUCUUCUCUCACUCACCAAGGACAGAGCCACAUCAAACAGGCUCAGCUGCAUCUACGCACAGGGCCUGGUGCAGAGCAGGUGCCCACAACCCUCUGGGGACUCGGGCCAGGACAGCAUCCCACUCUCCCUCAGUGCUGGGACUCAUCUGCACCAGGCAGGAGGGGUUUCCUCCAGAGAAUCUGACCAGCCCGGAACAUCUCUCACAUGGAAGUCAGAGAACAGAGCACACAAACAGGAAAUAGCCACUUAGAAGAAAUAAACAUUGUUCAAGGAUAAGAAAGCUUCAAAUUUAACAUUAAUAAUCAGAGAUAAGAUACUACAAUCAAGAAACAAGAACAAUGUACUUUGAAAAAGGAACACUGCAAAAACCAAAAGGAGCUCUGAAGAUUGAAACAUUGAGAGCAGAAAGCAAACUUUCAAUAGGAAAGUUGCAAGACAAAGUGGAAAUGUUCUAGAAAUCAGUGAAAAAGGGAAAAAGUGGGACUAGAAAUGAAUGAGAGAACCAAUCUAAGACAGCCAAUAUCUGAAUAACAGUUCUAGAAAAUGAGAACAGAGAAAAUAGAGGAGGGAAUUAUUAAAGAAAUAACUCAAGAACUAUUCCCCCACCUCAUGGAUGUAAAUUACUAGGCAAGGAGGACUCACCAAGCUCCCAACACAGAGAAGGAAGACAGACCCAAGCCCAGGCUGCCAUCGGAAAACUAACUCAAGUGGAAGUUAGGAUUUUCAGAUGUGCAAGGUCUCUGGAAGCUUGCCCCCAAGGCACUCCUUCUCAGGAAGCUACUAAAGGGUUUGUUCCACCAGGAGGAGGGAGUAAACCAAGAAAGACUUAGGUUCCAGGAAAUGGAAUCAGCCCAGGACUGAGAUGUGGCCACAGGAGAGAUGAUUCCCGAAGGGUGAAGUUGGUUGCUGCCCAGGACAU